GGGCAGGCCCGCGCCGAGCCGCGGCUGGAUGGCAGCGGCGGCCCGGGGCGCGGCGGCGGUGGCGCACGAGAUUGGCCAGCCCGGCUGAGACCACUUAGCAAUGACAAAACAAAAACUCCUGCUUGAUGGGACGCUCUCCUUGUUUCUGAUCGUGGCCUGUGAAGCUCAGCAGCUGCCGAGGAGUCAUGUUGCUGCUAGUUCUGGUUCUCUGUGUGACAAGGAGGCAGAGUCCUGGGGACACCUGUUCAGCAGUGAGCGGCUGGAUGCCUGGAUCUGUUCCCUCAUCGGUUCCUUCAUGGUGGGGCUGAGUGGGGUCUUCCCCUUGCUGGUGAUCCCCCUUGAGACGGGAGCUGCGCUGCGCUCUGAAGCUGGAUCACACCGUUUGAAGCAGUUGUUGAGUUUUGCAAUUGGUGGACUACUGGGAAAUGUGUUUCUUCACCUGCUUCCUGAAGCCUGGGCCUACACAUGCAGUGCAACAACAGGAAAAGGGCAGAGCUUUCAGCAGCAGAAGCUUCUGGGUCUCUGGGUGAUCAUUGGUUUCCUGACCUUCCUGGUGCUAGAGAAGAUCUUCCUAGAGAAAGAGGAGGAAUAUCCUGGUGUGGACUGUGAUUCCAAAGCACCGUCUGGAAAGAUUCCCAAUGGCAGUGGCUGCCCCCUGCCAAAGGGGUCUUCUCAGUCCCAAAGAGCACGAGCUCAGUGUAACGGCUCCUCUCUCCAGUCUGGUCCAAAAAACAACAGAAUCAAGAUUAGUGGAUACCUCAAUCUGCUGGCCAACACCAUUGAUAACUUCACACACGGCCUGGCAGUAGCAGCCAGCUUCCUGGUUAGCAAAAAGGUUGGGUUCCUAACCACAGUGGCCAUUCUCCUGCAUGAAAUCCCACACGAGGUUGGAGACUUUGCAAUCCUACUUCGGGCUGGCUUUGACCGCUGGAGCGCAGCCAAGAUGCAGCUUUCCACAGCUCUGGGGGGAAUUCUAGGAGCCUGCUUUGCAAUAUGUGCUCAGUCACCAAAAGGAGCAGGAGAAACAGUAGCCUGGAUCCUCCCUUUCACUUCUGGAGGAUUUCUAUACAUUGCCUUGGUAAAUGUUGUGCCUGAUCUCCUGGAGGAAAAGAAUCCUUGGAAUUCCCUGCAGCAAAUUCUGCUCCUGUGUACGGGCAUUACAGUCAUGGUGCUACUCGCGCUCACAACUGAGUGACCUCUGCGCAGACCUCAUGAUGCCUCCCAGAGCCACCACAGUGACUCUGAGCUUUACAAAGCAAUAAGGAACACUAAUGUUACUUCCCACGUGUGUGCGCAGGUCUGGCUGCUAGUAUGAGAAGCGGGUGACAGAGAGGUCUGGUUGUGCAAGACUUCAUUCCCUGGCUCUCUUAUCCCUGUUCUGCUAAAAUCCACACAUGAGGGCUUCUGUUCUUUUUUUGCUUAGUUGGUUUUUACGGAGCAAAAGAUACAUUGGGCAGAAACAAACUGAACAGCUGCCCCACUGUGAGUGAAUGAUGUUUCAUUCGGUUCAUUCUGUUGGAACUGCACCUCUCAAGAGCUUGCGUGAACACAGAGGUGAUUCCUGUAGCUGAUGAACAUAAAAGAUUUAAGGGCUGGAGUCAGAACAGGCAUGACAAAGCUUUAACCAGAACCCCCUACCCAUGAGAGGUUGAUGGUGCUAUGAGAUAGAGGGGAAGAGACCCUUUCCAACUUGAUCUCCAGCUGUUCAUUGACACCACUGGUUCCUAAAGAUAGUAUUGGCCUCAGCAGUCCAGCUCUUUUGGUCUGUUUCGUUUACAUUGAAAUUAAGCCAAAAGCUUGAGGCAUUUUAGGCUAGGUCACUACAAUUAAAUGACUCAGCUUGGAGAUUACUUGCCUCAGCCCUAACCACUCCAGUAGCCAGCACAGCCCAACUGUUUAUCUGAUAAAUGAUCAGUAAAUGUUUCUUCAAUUGCCAACUACCAGCUCGCUCAUGUCUGGAGGGAAAGCCAUGUAGCUGUUGUGACUGAGCUCCCUCUCAUAAACAUUAGCUGAACAUGCCUCUAAGCCUGCUCGUGAGACCUGAUUCACGCACCAUCUGCCCCACACCGUGUUUCAGAGCUUUCUUGAGGUGUAGCAUGUUAGACCUGCCCAGCAUGCUACAGCACUCCUAGAUUGUCAUAGCAGAGGUGCUUGAACACUAGAGCCUGGUCAGCAACUGAUAACUCCUGGGUAGCUUUUCCUCUGUUCAGUGUAGAUGGUUUAAGAGCAUGCUGUAGAUAGCAGCCUAUUUCUGGGGUUGUUACCUCACAGUGGAGUUCAUCUGUUGAGGACGAAUGAAUAAGAAAUAAUUCUGACAGCUUUUGGAUGGGAAGGUUGAAACUGCUGGUGAAAAUAUUUUUAAGGAAGGUGAGAAAGGGAUAUGAAAGGGUGACAAUAUGUAUGCUUUAAGAGGAAUUUUCUGUUAUGUGAUGCCUGGGAUAAAACCUUUCACAAUUUGAGACCAAUAAAAAGAAAUAAAAUUUCUAGUGCUUUUCUCCAUCCCAGCUCACAGUGCUGACCAGGCCAUAAUUCCACAGGGAUAUUUUAUUGCCAUGGAGAUGUGCACAAUUACUAGAUCAUCCCUUCUGCAGAACUUAACUUUGAUUUGAUUAAAUUUGUUUAAAAACAGGUCUAAUUGAACUAAGAGAGUCACUGAACACAAAACAGGUGCCACAGUGUGAUUUACACCAACUUGGCUCAGUCUUAAAACAGCUUUUGUGAAGCAGUACAGCUCUCCAGUCUGCCCAGGGCCUUACCAAGAGGACUUGUGCCUUGAGAGGGCAAUUUGGGACAGAGUAGCAAGGCAGGUAUACUGCCCACAGCAGAGGCAUUAUUUCCGUAAGAGAUUCCUGAACUGUUGACACAGUUCUUUUUUAUGACAGCUCCUGCCCUACUUUUCACUGAGUGCUGGAGAGCUCAUGCUUGCAGUUCUGUCUGCCCAGGAACUGCUGUCUGAAAUUUUUUCAGCUUUUCUUUCCCUGGACUUCCAUCAGUAACUAGUUUCACUGCAAUGAGGAGGAAGGCUUAGUGCAAUUGUUUAUUCCUCUUUACAAAGUUGCCUUUCUGUGCCAACUACUCUCUCCAUCAUUCAAUUGUCUGAUGUCUGAAGGUAGCAUCCAUUUCCUGUUUUCCUGGAAGGAUGAUUAAUCCAGUUAGCCUGCAGGGACUGGGGGAGUAUGCCAACCCCCUGGUUCUAGCUUUGGGGGUUCCUUCUGCCCAGGGACUGCAGCUAAGCAGGCCCUAUAACAGAGCUCUGGAGGCAGCAAGCUUGCACAGAAAGUUGUGCCUGCUGUUUCUCAAGAUGUCUUUCCCAAAAUAAGGCUGGCAUUUAAGUUGAGGCAUUGCCAGGUGAGUGCCCAUGAGUUGGCGUUGUUGCAUCAGCACUGAGCCUUGCCAAGACUGAAAACCACCGUCAGGAUUUUAUACUCAGCGUUCAGGAAUGUGAAGUGGAUGACACUGAACAAAGAAUUUCUGAGCUGUUUUUCUUGGCUGCUAUCACAGGCAUGGAUAGUCUGUGGUUCUUGGGAAGAUACCCUGGUAGGAGGUAGAAUGGGGCUGGUGGGAGGGAGGGGUUCAAUAGAUUUCUACUGCGUCAGCCCUAGGGCUGAGGAUUGAGAGCCUUGGGAGGAGAUGGAGCAUCACUCCACCACUUUUGUCACUUUUGGAAAUGCAGAGCGAAUUGUAUUUUCUAGCUCUAUUUUUUCAGCUGCUCUUAUGCAUUUUCUCCCUUCAUCUGUAUUGGUCUGCUCUGCAUGGAGACAAUAGAGAUGAAAUAAAUGGUUUUUCAUGUCA
Molecule: messenger RNA, 3792 nt
Organism: Lonchura striata (white-rumped munia)
Lineage: Eukaryota; Metazoa; Chordata; Aves; Passeriformes; Estrildidae
Gene: SLC39A13
Product: solute carrier family 39 member 13
Biological process (GO): zinc ion transmembrane transport; intracellular zinc ion homeostasis
Cellular component (GO): membrane
Molecular function (GO): zinc ion transmembrane transporter activity
Source: RefSeq, a predicted model, not a curated record